Messenger RNA from Cotesia congregata, 1647 nucleotides. The record is from the annotation of a GenBank genome assembly. NCBI's taxonomy places the organism in Eukaryota, Metazoa, Arthropoda, Insecta, Hymenoptera, Braconidae.
AUGACAAUUUUGAAGUUGGUUGGACUUUUACGCAAUGGGUCGUCUCUUGUCCCGAAAUCAACGUCAUCUUGGUGUAUGUCAAAACAUCAAGUUUUGUCAAGUGCAUUUAACAGUACAUCGACAGCGAAUAAAUCAGCUCCUAAUGAAAUAAAACCUAUAAAAGAAAAAUCAAAAUUUUCACUGGUUGAACUGGCGUUUGAUCAGCUGUUAAACAUUGAGAAUGAUAAUAAAAAGCUUCAGGAUGAGCUGACACGUGCUGCGACAGUUGAAGAUUUGUUAAAAGUGUCAGGAGAGACUCAUGGAAAUCACAUGCUAAUGCAGUUUAUUGUUUCUACACUCGAUCAGUGGGUCGACGAAAAAAAAAUAACUCGAGAAAAGUUCAAGAAUGACUCAAGGUAUAAGCGAUUGUGCUCAGCAUUGAAAAUAGCUAUUAAAAAACAAAAUAAUGCUGCUCAGGAGAAGGACGCACAUUUAAGUUCAGAGCCGAUUGGACGAAGUGCACAUUUCCAUAAUAUGUUUCAUGAGAGUAAUUCUUACAGCUCAGAAAUUUCUAAAUUGUCUGUUAAAGAAGCUGUGGAUGUCUGGACUGGUUUGAUGCUUAAAGGUACACGGGAGAAGCCACUACUGGAUUCUCUUGCUUUACAUUUGUCAACAAAAAUUGAUAAAUUGAAUAUUAAACAGAAUGCAGACAUACUUUAUGGUAUGGCGAAGCUUAACUAUCCAAAUGAAGCUUUAUUAAAAAAAAUUUGUGAUGAGCUAGUUGUGUUGGUUAAAAAAGUCACUAAAAGCCCGGUUAUUGGGUCUAUCAUUACGUCUCUUGGGAUGUUGAAGUAUCGUAAUGACGAAGUAAUGAAUGCACUAGCCGAAUGGGCGGUUAAUAAUAAAGAAAUUAUUAGGACUCAGGAUGUGUGUUCAUUUUUGAUGACACUAGCAACGAUUGGGUACAAGCCCAAUAAUUCCGACGUUUUUUUUAAUGAGUUGGUGUUUACGUUAAAAGAAACUGACAUGAUCAAAUCGACAGAGUGGUUAGAUGUUGUGUGGGCUCUUACAACGCUGAAUCAAGUAUCAUCUGAACAUAUAUCUUCUGUUCUGAAUGACAAAUUCAUCAGCAAGCUCUGUGAGCGUGAUAAUAUAGUUCCAUUGGUAAAAAAACAUAAAUUAUUAAAUAUAAAUGCGGUUGCUAAGUAUUUAAUAAAACACUACAAUGGUCCAAAAUUGCCGGACAAUUCGCCAAUAUUCGAUGCUCCGAUUAUGAAAACUAAAGAUAAAGAAAUAUUUGUAAGGUCGAUUAAAGAUACGUUGGUAACUCUUUUCCCUUCGAGAGAUCACUUUCGAGAAGAUGUCUCAGAUGGAACGGGUUUUUUAAUAGAUCUGGACUUUUUUAUGGAUAAAAAUUUAACGCCUGUUCCCUUCAACCAAAUAGGAAAUAAAAACGAUUUAACAAGGGUAGUUAUUGUGGCUAAUUCGUAUCAAAAUUACUGUAGAGGAGAGACUAUGUUAGUAGGACCAGUACGAUUACAUUACCGGCUACUUCAAGCGCAGAAAUGCCAGAUACUCGAUAUUUCGUAUGUUGAUUUUCACGCGUCCGAGGUAUUAUUAAAACGAAUCACUUAUAUUAAUGAUCGUAUUAAAGCACUUUUAAAAUAG